Molecule: messenger RNA, 1505 nt
Organism: Vespa velutina
Lineage: Eukaryota; Metazoa; Arthropoda; Insecta; Hymenoptera; Vespidae
Product: ER membrane protein complex subunit 2-like
Exons: 7
Coding region: 440-1309 (289 amino acids)
Biological process (GO): protein folding in endoplasmic reticulum
Cellular component (GO): EMC complex
Molecular function (GO): protein binding
Source: RefSeq, a predicted model, not a curated record
CCCCCCUUUUACUAGAUUGGUGAUAAUAAAGCAGUAUUAUUUUUCCACACAUAAAAGUACUAAGUUUGUAAUUAAUCAAAAUGAUCAAUCUGCGUUAAUAAUCAUUCUAUUAAUAAAUAAAAUAUCAUUGUGCUUGUUGUGUGAAACAAAUGAUUUAUGGGUAUAUAAAAUAUUAAAUUGAUAUAAUAUCAAUUCAAAUAUAUCGUUCGGCCUCUUUACUUGGCUAGAUUAUUCCAUUGUAAUUAUAUUGUCCUUUGAAUCAUUUGAAUAGCGUACGACAGCCAUUUAGAUUUCGAUUAAGAGAGAAACUAUUGUUGAUCGUGCUUAGUUGACAAUAUGCUAAUGCGAUUUGAAAUCAACAUCGUAUAACCUCUUCAAUACUGUAAACGUUUUCGUGUAACAUAUCACUUAUUAUUUCCUAUUACUUUUAUUUCUGAUUAUGGAAGGUCGUUAUGAUAAAUUAACUUGGUUGGAGGUUAGAGAUUUGUUUAGAACAUGGAGAGAGAACUCAGAACGACAAAGUAGAGAUGUAGUCAAUUUAUGGGAAAACGUUUUGGCAGGAAAGGUCAAUCAACUUGGUAACGAAAAAUAUUUAGUAUUGGAACAAGUUUGCGUGGCUGCCUUAGACUGCUAUCGUUUAUCAUUAGCAGAUUACUGUAUUAAAAUAUUAAUGAUAGAAUUUCCUGGUAGUUUACGAGUUCAUAAAUAUCAUGCUAUGCACUUGGAAGCAUUGGAAAUGUAUGACGAGGCAAUAGAAGUAUUAGAUUCUAUUAUAAAAAAGGAUGAAACUAAUGCUGCACCAAGAAAACGUCGUGUAGCUUUAUUGAAAGCUAAAGGAAAAAUAUCAGAAGCAAUCAAAGAACUUACGGAAUAUUUAAAAAAAUUCAUGAGCGAUCAAGAAGCAUGGCAUGAACUAUGUGAUUUGUAUUUACAAGAACAUGAAUAUUCUAAAGCAGCUUUUUGCAUGGAAGAAUUAAUAUUACAUAAUCCGCACAGCCAUUUAAUUUAUCAAAGAUAUGCAGAAAUAAAAUAUUCUCAGGGAGGUUUUGAUAAUAUGGAAUUGGCGAAAGCUUAUUUCUGUCAAGCAGCCAAAUUAAAUCCAAAUAAUAUUAGAGCACUUUAUGGCCUAUUAUUAGCAACAAACAGUAUUGCAACAUCAUCCAAAUGUCCAGCAUCUAAGAAAAAAGAUGCAAUAAAAUUAAGUGAAUGGGCUGCCAAUCAAAUUGAAAAACAAUAUUCAAGUAAAGUCUCAGAGGAAGAAGUUAAAAAUAUAGAAGGAUUAUUAGGACAAUUGCAAGUUGAAGCUUAGAUAUUGAAAUGCAUUUAGUCAAUGUUCAUAUUCAAAUCAAGUUAGGAUUUUGUAAAUUUGUUUGAAUGUUGUAAUAUAUGUAAAUGCAUUAUCUAUAAGAAUACUGUUUUCAGAGACAGUCAGAAUUAUAACGAAUAACUGUGCACAUGAACAUUCACAAAACAUUUUUGAUCAUAUCUUAUAACGUUCACUAAUU